This is a messenger RNA of Humulus lupulus (European hop), 669 nucleotides long. RefSeq lists its product as uncharacterized. The record is from RefSeq and is a predicted model, not a curated record. The transcript is spliced from 2 exons. NCBI's taxonomy places the organism in Eukaryota, Viridiplantae, Streptophyta, Magnoliopsida, Rosales, Cannabaceae. Bases 1 to 669 code for a protein of 222 amino acids.
AUGUCUGUCGAGAAAGCAUUCGAUUUAUACACAAACCCUACUACCACCACUCCUGCGAGCAGGAAGAAAUUGAACAGGCGCCAGCUAGGAGAAGGCUGUAGUGACCCAUCCGCAAAGAGGGCUCGGACAGAGGACCCUCCUACACCAACUCCUUCUAAAGAGGCAACUCCUGCUCCAGGCCCUGCUGACCAGACUCCUCCUGCUCCCACUAACCAGAAUCCCCCAGCUCCUGCUAACCCAAGUCUUGCUACUCAGCCAGAUAAAACCCAAGUCUUACUGAACUCCACCUACACUUCGGCCAGUGACAGGCUGAAGAAACUGUCCAGACACCAGCGUAGUUUGGAAUCCUUCAGCAACGCUCCUACCAUGUCGGUCGACCAGCUCCUUAGCCGCGGGCUGAACGAACUACUCACUGGGAUUCUGACCCUGAGUACUAGUUGGUGCCGCUCAGAGGAGGUUGUCACCAAGCAGGCUGAAGAGAUCAAGGCAGCUGAGGAGAGGCCGGUCGAGAACCACAAGGUGGUUGAGGCCAAGUAUGCUGAAGAGUUGCAAACAGCAGAGGCUAAGAUCGCCAAGCUUAAGGAGGAACUGAAGAAGGAGGAGGACUCUGUUGCAAAAAUUACUGCCUCCAAAGAUAAGUAUAAGGAAGCCUCGCUGAUAAACUACUGA